Gallus gallus (chicken) is the source of this 4232-nucleotide messenger RNA. Its product is annotated as poly(rC) binding protein 2. Gene Ontology annotation, biological process: negative regulation of mRNA splicing, via spliceosome. Gene Ontology annotation, molecular function: mRNA binding. Bases 859 to 2220 code for a protein of 453 amino acids. The transcript has 16 exons. The record is from RefSeq and is a predicted model, not a curated record. Gene Ontology annotation, cellular component: nucleus; cytoplasm. Lineage: Eukaryota; Metazoa; Chordata; Aves; Galliformes; Phasianidae.
GGAAGAGAAACAAAACAAAACCCCGGCACCGCCACGCUCUCCCUCCUGCUCCUCCUGGCAUUCGGUGGCGGCUACCUUUUCGUGGUUUUUCUUUUUUUCUUUUUUUUUUUUUUUCUUUUUCUUCUUCUUCUUCUUCUUUUUUUUUUUCCUUGGGGAUUCUCGUUUCUCCUGCCAGACUGACUUGCACCUUCUCGAUAAUUUCUCUUCCCCUCGUUUUUUAUACUCUUCUCCCUGCUUCCAAACCCUGUGUCUGUGUGUUUCAGUACUAUCACAACCUCUGCUAAAAAUAGAUCUUUUUAUAUACCCUUCCUCCUCUCUGACCCCAUCCAACACCCCUUGUUAAGGAAACCAUCUUAAACACAGAGCAAGAAACGUGAAGUCACUUGGCUGUCCCUUAUCUCUAAGGGCACCUGAUGCAUAAGUGGACUAGAGAAAGGAAAGAAAGAAAACAUCCAAAGAUCUACAGAUCAUUUUGCUGGCAGGCAAAAUUCUGCUGCUGCCUGCCUGCAUCUUCAGCACUGGCUCCUUUCCCAAGGGCUCUGCACUGCUGCUGACCCUGUUCUCCUGAGCAUCGCUGCCCAGAUCGGAGCGCAGUGGUCUGUGUCCCCACAACAUUGGCUAAUGCAGUCUCCUUCCCCUGCUGGAAGAUGCUGGUAGUGCCCAAGACCGUUUUAAUAAAAGAACGUACUCAACAUCUUUAGAUUUCUUCCUUGAGACCACAGAGUGACUGCAAAAACUCACCAACAACCACAAGUUUUUUAAAAUAUCACUGGUCUUCUGACAAGUUGAUUAAGUGAAGAGAAAAAAAAAAAAAAACACAACGAAGCUGCUUCCAAAUACUGAAGAUACAAGGCCAGGAUGAACCCAAAGGAUUCAAAAGUGUCUGAAGGAGGUCUCAAUGUCACACUUACCAUACGCCUUCUCAUGCACGGCAAGGAGGUUGGAAGCAUUAUUGGAAAGAAAGGUGAGACAGUUAAGAAGAUGCGAGAGGAGAGUGGGGCUCGAAUCAAUAUUUCCGAAGGCUCCUGUCCGGAAAGAAUUGUGACCAUAACAGGCCCAACAGAUGCAAUUUUUAAAGCUUUUUCUAUGAUUGCACUAAAAUUUGAAGAGGACAUAAAUGCUUCAAUGACAAACAGCACAGUGACAAGCAAGCCACCUGUAACACUGAGACUUGUCGUGCCAGCAAGUCAGUGCGGAUCCCUUAUAGGAAAAGGAGGCUCCAAAAUCAAAGAAAUCAGGGAGUCCACAGGAGCCCAGGUGCAAGUAGCAGGGGAUAUGCUGCCAAACUCAACGGAGCGUGCAGUCACUAUAUCAGGCACUCCCGAUGCUAUCAUCCAGUGUGUGAAACAGAUAUGCGUGGUCAUGCUGGAGUCCCCACCCAAAGGUGCCACCAUCCCCUACCGUCCCAAACCUGCCUCUGCACCUAUCAUUUUUGCAGGUGGCCAGGUAAGAGCAGACACCAUUUUGGCUUCAGCUGGAAACCACACCGUCUUGGCCCAACCUCAGCCAGCGCCUGCGUUUACAAUUCAGGGGCAGUAUGCCAUCCCUCAUCCAGACGUGAGUCCAGCACAUUUGACCAAGCUUCACCAGUUGGCUAUGCAGCAUCCCCCCUUUACUCCCCUUGGGCAGACCACCCCUGGUUUCCCUGGACUGGAUGCCACUUCUCCAACCAGUUCCCAUGAACUUACUAUUCCCAACGAUCUAAUAGGCUGCAUUAUUGGCAGACAAGGCAGUAAGAUAAAUGAAAUCAGGCAGAUGUCAGGAGCGCAGAUCAAGAUUGCUAAUGCCACAGAAGGCUCUGCAGAACGACAAGUUACAAUCACAGGAUCCCCCGCAAACAUCAGCUUAGCACAGUACCUCAUUAAUGCAAGCUUAGAGAUGGCUAAAGUCAGCACCCAGACCGCUUCCGUCACGACCCCUGUUGACCUCAACAUGAACCUCUCUCAGUCUGCCACCCCUACCUCCACCCCCACCUCCAUGGCCGUGCUGGCGGCCGCCUCCGCCGUUACCGUCAGUACCCCCCCUCCCCUACCAACUCUGCCAACCACCCACUAUGCCGUUCCUGUCUCCAGUCUGCUUGGCAUGAAAACUGUCCCACUCCUGGCACUAAAUGCCGCGGCUGCCGCGGGGGCCACGGGGAAUUUGUCCGCUUACACUGCCAAAAUUCCUUCGACGAGCGGGGUUAAGAAAUCUGACCGCCAGAAGUUUGCUCCAUAUUGAAGGGAUGAGACACAAUGCAAGCUCUGCCAGCUCUACCAAGAGUCUGUGGUAGAUCCUAGUAAUCAAGGAAACAAUAUGGCAUCUUUUUAUUUUCUGUUAAGUUGCUAGUGUGAAUGUUGCCACCUCCAACCGUCUUCCACUUGCCAUAACGACUAACACCCAGGCGCCCGGCAGCAACUAGUUCCAACAGCUGCGCGGGGCCGAGGCCCGGCCCUGAAGGCCCCAUCAUCCCCCUGCCCACAGGGGUGGCAGCCAGGCAGUACCAGAGGCAGGCGGGCAGCAAGCCACGCUUCUGGGGCUGAGAGAAACUCGUGAACCUUUGGAAGACAGUGAGGAAAAAAAAAUAGGUUAGGGCCCUAUGCUUGUCUUAGAAAGGGCACCCCGAUUUUCUCUGGUUCGGGGAACCGUAAUUUGGAGAAGUGAAUUCAGGGAGGGAGAACAGACCCUUACUAUGAUCUUUUUUCUCUUUGACAUGUGACUCUUCCAAAUUAUCAGUAAUUGCUCCUGUAGCUGCUUGAGGUUGCAGGUACACACCAGCCCUCUGCCACCCCCUUCCUCCAGGCCCAAAGUGCGGUCCCACGCACCAUCCAGCCCCCGCAUACGCGCUGCAGAACUUGCUGAAACCAGCAGAAUAAAUCCCAUGACCUUAAGGGCCGCACACACUGUGUUCAGACAGUUUUGUUCAAUUUUUUUUCUGUAGGUUUCUGUAAAACAUGAAUUCCUAUUUAGCUCACUGCUAAUAAGGUCUUCAAAUUGCAUUGCAAUUAUCAUGGAAUCACGGAAUGGUUUGGGUUGGAAGGGACCUCUAAGCUCAUCCAGUUCCAACCCCCCUGCUACAGGCAGGGACCCCUCCCUCUAGACCAGGUUGCUCAAAGCCCCAUCCAGCCUGGCCUUCGAUGCUUCCAGGAAGGAGGCACUCACAACCUCACUGGGUAACCUGUUCCAGUGUCUCACCACCCUCGCAGUUAAGAAUUUCUCUCUAAUAUCUAAUUUAAAUCUACCCGCUGCCAGUUUAAAGCCAUUUCCCCUCGUCCUGUAGCCAGCGCAUCUUAGAGCACAUCAAAUGACAUUCAAAGGUUGCUGCCUAGACAGAUAGCAUCCCUUUCCAAGAAUUACAUCCAGAUUAUUUAAUACAGAAGCCCAAUUGCAGCCAAGCCGAAGAGAGCUGGGUGAUGUAAUGGCUGGUUGCUAGCUGUUGGAACUAGUUUUUAACUGCAUUUUCUGUUUGUCCAUCCACCUUCUUUUUAAUUUCUGCUGCAUAACUCAGUAAUGCAAUAUUGUUUUCCUCACCACUUCCGAAUCCAGAAUCCCAUUAGCCCGCCACGUUCAUCCACUUUGCACUCCUUGGACACAAAGCUUUAACAAUUGAACUGUAUUCAGUGCAUUUUAAUAUAAACUAAAAACACAGUGCAAAUGCAAUACUUUUUAAAACAUGGUAUUUCAAAGUGUGUUAUGAUUAUUGUAUAGGGCUAAGUACUAUUUCAGCAUUUUGUGUCAUUUCUGUAUUCUGUGGGCUUUUCUUCACCUUGGUACCUUUGCACUAAGUUGUGUCACUGUAACCGUUUGUAGAAUUGCCACCGUUACAGUUUGCGCUGAUCCAGAUGGGCUUUUUGGUUGGUUGAGUUGUGUUGGGUUUUUGGUGGUUUGUUUUUUUGGUUGGCUUUUUUUUUUUUUCUUUCUUUCUUUUUUUCCUUUUGUUUGUACAUAAGGAAGGAAAAAAUUGGAAAUAAGGCCAAGGUACCUCAGCUAUUUCACAGCUCUAGAGAAACGCUGUACAACUGUUCUGGACUGCUGUAACUGUUCCAAUAACUGACCUUUGAAAAACAAAACAAAACCAACACAACCUGUGUGAGAAAACUUGCCUGCAUUGAAAUGCUGUUCUAUGCUGGUUGUACUCAAGUGUUAUUUUUUUAAUAGUGAGAAGAUUUUUUUUUUUCUUUUUUUCUUUCUUUCUUUUUUUUCUUCCUCUUUUUUUGCAUUUUUUUUUUCUUUUCCUCAUUUUUAUUCCUACA